Molecule: messenger RNA, 1225 nt
Organism: Phlebotomus argentipes
Lineage: Eukaryota; Metazoa; Arthropoda; Insecta; Diptera; Psychodidae
Product: DNA-binding protein D-ETS-6-like
Exons: 4
Coding region: 311-1225 (304 amino acids)
Biological process (GO): cell differentiation; regulation of transcription by RNA polymerase II
Cellular component (GO): nucleus
Molecular function (GO): sequence-specific DNA binding; DNA-binding transcription factor activity, RNA polymerase II-specific
Source: RefSeq, a predicted model, not a curated record
AGUCAAGAAGAGUCAGGAACGCGGAGCGCCUAAGACGGGCUUUCUAAUAUUGAAGCCGAAUUGAAACGCUUUCCGCGUCUCAAUUGAUCACUCAGUUUCUUCGCGAUCUUCAGCCGACACAGCCAAAAAUCUAAUCUCUCUCACCUUCGCCACCGGGGCACCGGAAGUCGAUGAUGAAGCGCUCUGAGUUCUCACGGUAGUUAUGAGGUGAUUUCUAUGAAGCUUUUGUACUCUUGUGCCGCGGAGAAAAAGCGUAGAAUGGCGCCAAACGCCUCUGGAUUAUCAAUUGGUGGCAAAAUAUUGUGGAACAAUGCAAAAUGACACUGAAACAGAGUGUCCAGAAAGUGUGAGUGAAUCCAAGGAGCAGGACGAUGACGCCACAAGGAAUCCCAUUCUCGUUCCUGGAGAUCCCGCCGAGUGGAAUGCUCAGCACAUUGAAUCCUGGCUGGAGUGGACGACGAGGGAGUUCCAGAUCGAUCCACCGCCUCAGCCAUCACGAUUUCCCACGACCGGACAGGAGCUGGUGAGCCUCUCGAGGGCGGACUUCUGGGUCUGCGCAGGCUCGAAGCUCGGAGGAAAUCUCCUCGCCAAGCACAUCGCUCACCUGAUCCACAGCGCAACAGGAAGAUCUCAGAGUCCUCUUCUCAGCGACGAAGAUCCAGAUCCAUAUCAAUUGCUGAACGCUGCCUCGCAUAGAUUGGUGGCGCAGGGCUCCGGCCAGAUCCAAUUGUGGCAGUUUCUUCUGGAGCUCCUCGCUGAUUCGUCGAAUUCCGGUUGCAUAACAUGGGAGGGAACGAAUGGGGAAUUCAAGCUCACAGACCCGGACGAGGUGGCGCGACGCUGGGGCGAACGCAAGGCUAAGCCCAACAUGAACUACGACAAACUGAGUCGGGCUCUGCGUUACUAUUACGACAAGAACAUCAUGACGAAGGUGCACGGCAAGCGGUAUGCGUACAAAUUCGACUUCCACGGCCUCAUGGCGGCCUGCCAGGCCCAGGCGCAGGGCGCGGACGCCACGGGGAUGAUCUCUGCGGCCACGGCGGCGGGAUAUGGCAAGUACGGGAUGCACGGUGGCGCUGCGGAGCUGGGCCCCAGUGUCUACUCGCAGGUGUCCGGCGGCGUGAAGCCCGGCGUGCCGACGCCGUCGACCCAUCUCUUCCCGCCGCCACCCUACUGGCCCUACUCCCCGCCGCCCUUCGACCCCCGCCCGCCGUCCUCCUUCUGA